UGUUUACGAAAUGAAACCAUAAAAUGGCCUGUUUGCCAGUGUUGAGAUUAUAUUAAUCCUGAUCAUAUUGUCAUUGGCGUAUUAUCCACUAGAUGGCAGUAUUUAAUUCAAAACUUCGACAGCCCCCGUGAGCCGACACACACACACAUACAGAGAGAGUCGUGGGGUGAAGACUGUGUGAGCCUCUUUUGCUGACCUGCGGGCGUGGCUUCAGUGACUCUGGUAGAAGGGCGGAACUGUGGCCCCUGGGUUUACUUUAAAGCAUCCAGGACUGAUAAAGAUGCUCUGCACAAGUCAGCAGCUUCUCUUCCAGAGUACUCGGCGUCAUCCUCCAUCCUUCAGCAGGCGUGUGCAUCUGCGGCCGGCAUGUCAAACUCGGACAGGGUUGUGUUAGCUCUCGGAGGAGCGGGGACAGUGGGAUCUGGCAUCGUUAAAGCGCUGUUGGACAAAGGUUUCAAAGUUGCUGUGAUCUCCAGGGACAACAGCCGUCUGGAGAGACUGCGAUCAUUCGUCUCUCCCACCACAAGGGAUAACCUCACCACUAUAGUGGGGAAUGUGGGGUCAGAGGAGGGAGCAGAGCAGGCAAAGCAGGCCCUGCUGAAGGCGGUGGGCAAGGUGACUGACAUUGUCUCCUCUCUGGGCUUUAGCUGGUGGCAGGGUGGACCCCCACACACACAGUCCCUCAAAGAGCUACACUGGGUAAUUGAGACAUUGCUCUUCAGCACAUUUGUGUCAUGGAAGGCUUUCUUCCCUUUGGUGAGGGACGACUCCAGCUGUACUUACACCUUCAUAACAGGAGGAGCAGGUGAGAAGUUGCUGAUGCCAGGUACAGGCUUCCUGACAGUAGGAGCUGCCGGCACUCUGGCCUUCUGCCAGGUUCUGCGAGAGGAAUACCCCGAGGUGCCCUGCAAACUCAACCAGGUGAAGAUAGACACGGGUGUAGCUACUCCAGAGCGCAUGGCACCUGGUUACCUGAACCACCUGGACCUGGGCGAGGCUGUUGCCACCCUUGUGGAAAGACGAAACACCUCCCACACUGUCUUCACUGUCAACUGCCCUGCAGACUUAAAAACUGUCCUUCUGGAGAGGAACCUUUAGACUUGGAAGCCCUUCCUUCAGUCCUACCUUGUUCUCACAAGGACACAUGUAUUCUUCUUCUGCUCCUUCUCUCACCAAACACUGCAGUAACACAUUUACAGUGUCUUUGGUUCAUUUGUUUACCCCAUCCUAACCCCAUCCAACAAGUGGCUGUUGUUUAAACUUUAUAUUCUGCUGCCUGUUCCCAGAGUGUUAGCAACUCUUUUCUCUGCAUGUGCUGUUGUGUGAUAUGUCUGUGAAAACACAGAUGAUUUGUAAUUCUCACCUUUUCAUUGUUGCAUGCUUCUGUAUAAAAAUUAUCACACAGUUCUGUUCUGUCUUCCACACUGCUGGAAGACAUGAUAUAAAACAACAAUUUGUCCACGGA
Molecule: messenger RNA, 1465 nt
Organism: Scatophagus argus
Lineage: Eukaryota; Metazoa; Chordata; Actinopteri; Scatophagidae
Exons: 6
Coding region: 367-1098 (243 amino acids)
Biological process (GO): fatty acid beta-oxidation
Cellular component (GO): mitochondrion
Molecular function (GO): 2,4-dienoyl-CoA reductase (NADPH) activity
Source: RefSeq, a predicted model, not a curated record